Molecule: messenger RNA, 695 nt
Organism: Ceratina calcarata
Lineage: Eukaryota; Metazoa; Arthropoda; Insecta; Hymenoptera; Apidae
Gene: RpL18A
Product: ribosomal protein L18A
Exons: 3
Coding region: 91-624 (177 amino acids)
Biological process (GO): translation
Cellular component (GO): ribosome
Molecular function (GO): structural constituent of ribosome
Source: RefSeq, a predicted model, not a curated record
GUGCGCAUGAAUCGAAAAAGCCGCCGACCUGCCACUACUAAUUCACCAGAAUUCUUUUCCGGUUUAUCGUCGUAGUACACGCACGGUAAAAUGAAAGCCAAGGGUGAACUUAAGGAGUUCGAAGUGAUUGGCCGUAAGUUGCCGACUGAAAAGGAGAAGACUACUCCUUUGUAUAAAAUGAGGAUAUUUGCACCUGAUGCUAUCGUAGCAAAAUCCAGAUUUUGGUAUUUUUUACGACAACUUAAAAAGUUUAAAAAGUCUACUGGAGAGAUUGUUUCAUUAAAAGAGAUACCAGAAAAAACCCCAAUCAAGAUCAAGAAUUUUGGGAUUUGGUUAAGAUACGAUUCCAGAUCUGGUACUCAUAACAUGUACAGAGAGUACAGAGAUCUUUCUGUUAGUGGUGCAGUAACACAAUGUUACAGAGAUAUGGGUGCCCGCCAUCGUGCACGUGCACAUUCAAUUCAGAUUAUUAAAGUAGAAAUUGUGAAGGCAGAAAAUUGUAGAAGACCGCAAGUCAAGCAAUUCCACGACUCAAAGAUUAAGUUCCCAUUACCAAAACGAAUUCACCACAAGAAUCGUAUGCCACUUUUCAGUGUUAGGAAACCACGAACCUAUUUCCUUUAAAUAUCUCCAACUAUUUUGCGACCAUACCAACUGCAUAAUUCUAAGUGAAAUAAAAAAACAUUUUGCUCUGA